AUGCCCAAGAAAUCUCGUCAGUUCACGCACACCACGAGUGAGCGUCGGUCGUCGGUGAUAUACUCCAACAGUAUUGGAAAAGGCGGUCUGUUCACGCCACAGGACUAUAUUCCUGCGUACACGGGUCUCAACGGUGACGAUGACAAGGUGGCAGAAGAUGCACGAGAGGGCCAAGCACCCGAAGGUUAUGAGUCGCUUCUAAGCACUAACAACUCGCGUUCGUUGCAAGCAGAGAGCGAGCGAACGUACGGGUCAGUAGGUGGGACGGUGCGCGAUGUAUUGCCGCCUCGCAAACGCAGUCUCAUCGAGGAAGAACGUGAUUUGCUCAUCGACAACAAACUCUACAGCGAAGAACCAGAGACGGAAUCCAACGAGCCCGCAGAGGAAGCAGAGGUUGUAAAUACUUGGGAAGAAGUUAUUGAGUCGGGGAAGUCGAUUUCCACGUCUUAUUCUCGGGAAACGAAGGUUGUACUGAAAAAUGCAUUGCCCUUGGUGUUCACAUUUAUCAUGCAGAAUUCCCUCUCUUUGGCCUCGGUUUUUUCUGCCUCCCAUCUCGGUAUCAAUGCUCUCGGUGGUAUAACACUAGGGUCCAUGACGGCCAAUAUCACCGGGUUUGCAGCCAUUCAGGGCCUGUGUACAUGUCUGGACACCCUGUGUUCCCAGGCGUACGGAGCUAAAAAAUACUCUUUGGUCGGCAUUCUCUUGCAGAGGUGUGCCGCUAUAACCAUCAUUUUCUGUUUGCCCAUACUUUACAUUUGGUGGUUUUGGGCUGAAUCCAUUUUGGCCCUAAUGAUUCCAGAACGCGAGCUUUGUCAUUUGGCUGCUAACUACCUGAAAGUGGUUGCAUUUGGUGUUCCUGGUUUUGUUCUUUUCGAAUGUGGUAAGCGUUUUUUGCAAUGUCAAGGGAUUUUUCACGCUUCUACUGUCGUGCUUCUUUUCUGCGCGCCUUUCAACGCACUCAUGAACUACUUGCUUGUCCUUGACAGUCGUGUCGGAAUUGGCUACUUGGGAGCUCCGAUCAGUGUAGCCCUAAACUACUGGUUGAUGGCUAUUGGGCUGAUGGCCUACACCAUCUUUACCAAAAAUGAGAUUAAUCCGAGGAAGUGCUGGGGUGGUUUCAUCAAACCCUCUCAAGUUUUCAAGAACUGGAAAAAGAUGUACAGCUUGGCUCUGCCGGGUGUGAUCAUGGUGGAAGCUGAAUUCUUGGGUUUUGAAAUUUUGACCGUUUUCGCUUCUCGCCUCGGAACCAGCGAGCUUGGUGCACAAUCAAUCAUUUCUACAAUCGCUUCACUGGCAUACCAAGUUCCAUUUUCCAUUUCGAUUGCUACUAGCACGCGGAUAGCCAACUUCAUAGGUGCUGGGCUCCAUGAGAGCUGCAUAGUGACUUGUAAAGUAGCACUUUUGCUAUCUUUUCUCACUAGUUGCUUUAAUCUCAGUAUUAUCUAUAUUUUCCGAGUCAGCUUGGCGAACGCGUUCUCUACAGACCCCGAUGUCGUUUCCCUAGUGGUCAGCACCCUUCCCCUCCUCGCAAUUAUGCAGCUAUUUGAUGCCUUCAAUGCCUGUACAGCGGGUUGUUUGCGUGGACAAGGUCAACAGAAAAUUGGUGGCUAUAUUAACGUGUUCGCAUUUUACUGCAUAGGGAUUCCAUUGGCGUAUGCCUUAACCUUCCGUUGUCAUUUGGGUUUGCACGGUCUCUGGUAUGGGAUUACCAGCGGAUUGGUCUUCAUGAGUGUGUCUCAAUGCUAUGCAGUCUUUUCCUGCAAUUGGCACGAUAUAAUCCGUGCUGCGAAAAAACGUACAACCGAAGAACGAGUCUAA
Lachancea mirantina is the source of this 1818-nucleotide messenger RNA. The record is from the annotation of a GenBank genome assembly. NCBI's taxonomy places the organism in Eukaryota, Fungi, Ascomycota, Saccharomycetes, Saccharomycetales, Saccharomycetaceae.